Molecule: messenger RNA, 1795 nt
Organism: Aedes albopictus (Asian tiger mosquito)
Lineage: Eukaryota; Metazoa; Arthropoda; Insecta; Diptera; Culicidae
Gene: RtcB
Product: RNA-splicing ligase RtcB homolog
Exons: 3
Coding region: 168-1688 (506 amino acids)
Biological process (GO): tRNA splicing, via endonucleolytic cleavage and ligation
Cellular component (GO): tRNA-splicing ligase complex; nucleus
Molecular function (GO): RNA ligase (ATP) activity
Source: RefSeq, a predicted model, not a curated record
GACGCGAGUAAACAUCAGAUUCUGUCAAAAAGAUUGUGGAAAAAAAUCUUAACUCUUCGGAAAACUUGAGAUUUUAACAGAAAAUCAGUAAAAAUACACUACUUUCUCUAAGUUUCGUCAAUUUGUGGUAUAGUCCAAACUAAGUGCGAAGCAGACAAACCGGAAAAAUGGUCGUCCGCGAGUACAACGAGGAGCUGAAGUACAUCGAGAAGAUCUCGCCCAACAGCUACCUCAUCAAGAAGGGCUUCCAGCCGAACAUGAACGUGGAGGGAAUCUUCUACGCCAACAGCAAGCUGGAACGGCUAAUGUUCGACGAGCUGCGUAAUUCGUGUCGUCCGGGAAUGACCGGCGGUUUCCUGCCUGGCGUAAAACAGAUUGCCAAUGUCGCCGCUCUGCCCGGCAUCGUGGGCCGAUCGGUUGGGCUUCCGGAUAUCCAUUCGGGGUACGGAUUUGCCAUCGGGAACAUGGCGGCGUUCGACAUGAGCAAUCCGGUUUCGAUCGUUUCACCCGGCGGUGUCGGCUUCGACAUCAACUGCGGCGUUCGUCUGUUGCGGACGAAUCUGUUCGAGAAGGAUGUAAAGCCGGUUCAGGAGCAGCUGGCCCAGAGUCUGUUCGACCACAUCCCGGUCGGGGUGGGAUCGAAGGGAAUCAUUCCGAUGAAUGCGCACGAUUUGGAGGAAGCGCUUGAGAUGGGAAUGGAUUGGUCCCUGCGGGAGGGAUACGUUUGGGCCGAAGACAAGGAGCACUGCGAAGAGUACGGUCGAAUGUUGAACGCUGAUCCGAGCAAGGUCAGCAUGCGGGCCAAGAAGCGAGGGCUGCCACAAUUAGGAACACUGGGAGCAGGAAAUCAUUACGCCGAGAUUCAGGUUGUGGAGGAGAUCUACGACAAGUUUGCCGCCAGCAAAAUGGGAAUCGAAGAGCUGGGUCAGAUCUGCGUGAUGAUUCACUCCGGAAGUCGCGGAUUUGGUCAUCAGGUCGCAACCGACGCACUGGUCGAGAUGGAAAAAGCCAUGAAGCGGGACAAAAUCGAAACCAACGAUCGGCAGUUGGCCUGCGCCCGUAUCAACUCGACCGAAGGUCAGAACUAUCUCAAAGCCAUGGCCGCAGCUGCCAACUUUGCGUGGGUCAAUCGCAGUUCCAUGACAUUCCUCACCCGUCAGGCGUUCGCCAAGCAGUUCAACACCACGCCGGAUGAUCUGGAUAUGCACGUGAUUUACGACGUGUCGCAUAACGUGGCCAAAAUGGAGGAACACAUGGUGGAUGGACGUCCCAAGCAGUUGUUGGUCCAUCGCAAGGGUUCCACCCGGGCUCUUCCGCCGCAUCACCCGUUGAUCCCUGUAGAUUAUCAGCUGACCGGUCAACCGGUUCUGAUUGGUGGUUCCAUGGGAACGUGCAGUUUUGUUCUAACCGGAACGGAGAAGGGUAUGGCCGCCACUUUUGGUUCCACCUGCCACGGAGCGGGACGUAGUUUAUCUCGGGCAAAAUCCCGUCGUAAUCUAGACUACAAGGAUGUCCUAAGGGAUUUGGAAGCGAAGGGAAUCGCUAUUCGGGUUGCUUCGCCAAAACUGGUCCAGGAGGAAGCACCGGAUUCGUACAAGGAUGUGAGGGAUGUGGUGCAGACUUGCCACGACGUGGGCAUCAGUUCUAAGGCUAUCAAAUUGCGUCCGAUUGCCGUUAUUAAGGGAUAAAAAGGACUCUAGAUUGUAAGUAAGUGCGGAAUGCAUUUUCGGCGAGUGGAUAUUUAAGGUAAUGUAACCAACUCAUUAUAUUCUCGUAAUAUAUGAAAUCUAAAGCA